Saprolegnia diclina VS20 is the source of this 1314-nucleotide messenger RNA. RefSeq names its product CAMK/CAMK1 protein kinase. Gene Ontology annotation, molecular function: ATP binding; calcium/calmodulin-dependent protein kinase activity; calmodulin binding. The transcript is spliced from 10 exons. The record is from RefSeq and is a predicted model, not a curated record. The coding region runs from base 40 to 1257 and encodes 405 amino acids. Gene Ontology annotation, biological process: protein phosphorylation. NCBI's taxonomy places the organism in Eukaryota, Oomycota, Saprolegniomycetes, Saprolegniales, Saprolegniaceae.
ACGACUCCAAAAUCUCGAACCAGAACAUUCGCUCGGAACAUGGGCAACUCCAACUCGUCUCCAUCAACCGCCGAUGUCACGGCAGCGAACCCCGAUGACGCCGGGGCUGGAAGCGGCCGAUGCCCCAGCAUAGGAGGCCUGGAUGACUCCUUGGUUGCUCCUAUGAGUACAACUGAGAUUCAUAUCCAGCCAACGGCAGAUGCGUGCCAAUCGACACCGUCCAAGCAACUCCAAGCAACAGACUUUGACCUUGAGGUCGAGAGCGCGAUGGCAUCGACCACGACAUUUCCCGAUACAGGCCCAGAGCCAUCGGGUCGAUCUCGACGUGUUGAAGACUACUACGUCCUGGAGAGCACACGCCUUGGAAGAGGUCACUACGCCACCGUGUAUCGCGGGCGAAGCCGCCGCACGAACCAACCAGUAGCAAUCAAGAAGAUUCGCCGGGCUCUGACCGACGAAACGCGGCUCAAGUCGGAAGUUGCCGCGCUCCGCAAGAUUCAAGAACACCCGAAUAUUGUAUCCCUCCUCGAUGUCUUUGAGACCGCCGGCGACGUGUAUGUCGUCAUGGAGCUCUGCACGGGCGGUGAACUCUUCGAGCGAUUGGCAGAGAAAGGUCCGUACUCGGAGAUGGACUGCGUUCGACACGUGCGCUGCAUGGCGGAGGCCGUUGCGUUCAUGCACGCCAACGACAUUGUGCACCGCGACCUGAAGCCCGAGAAUAUUCUUCUGAGCACCCCCGACGACACGCUGGCUUGCAUCAAAAUCGCCGACUUUGGCCUUGCCAAGAUCACGACCGCCACAUCCAUGAAGACCAAGUGCGGCACGUGGGGCUAUUCUGCACCCGAAAUGAUCUCGGGGUCUGGAUGUACUUUCGGCUACGACGCGAAGGUCGACUCGUGGAGCCUUGGCACCAUCCUUUACAUCCUACUCUGCGGCUUCCAUCCUUUCGACCCUAACGGAACACGAUCCGACAAUGACAUGAUCGCAGCAAUCAAAAAGUGCCACUUCGACUACGCAGAUGAGGCGUGGGUGGGUAUUUCGAUUCAAGCGAAAGACUUGAUCAAGCACCUUCUCGUCCUUGACCCAAACGAGCGCUAUUCGAUUGCCGACGUUCUCGCUCAUCCAUGGAUCACGGGCCGCGAAGGCGUCGACAUUCCUGUGCAGCCUCUAUCGCCGACUAUACACACGGACCUCGCGCGCUUUCAAAAGACAACGAGAGCCAAGAUGUACGAUGAAGUUGAUGAGAACGAGGCAUAGCUCCGCUAAAUGAGGCAAAUACAAAAACAGAUUCGCAAAUGAGACCGAUCACGCCGA